Molecule: messenger RNA, 1071 nt
Organism: Trichoderma virens Gv29-8
Lineage: Eukaryota; Fungi; Ascomycota; Sordariomycetes; Hypocreales; Hypocreaceae
Exons: 4
Coding region: 1-1071 (356 amino acids)
Source: RefSeq, a predicted model, not a curated record
AUGGUCUCCAAUUUCAUCACCCCAAAAGAGCCCCAAGCAGACCUCAAGCUUGUUGAUCUCACAGACAACCGUACAAAUGAAGAGAUCCUUGAGUCGCUUACCAUGCAUGCCCCAGUCAUCUCAGAAAAGAAUGUGCGUAUUCUUGGCUCCGAAUGGACUGUUUGUGUCUUGGAUAUUGUUCCCAAUUCGCCAAACCAUGCUCUGAACCCCGUCUCUGCCGAUCUUCUUCCAGAGGCAUUUGUAAAAGGAAAUAUGAAUGGGCCGUACACAGGGCCCCAUUCUGCCGAUUUUCUUCGUGGCGCUCUUCUUUACACUCAUGGAGGGGUGAACAUGGACGUGGGUUGCCUCUUGAUUAGACACCUGGAUCGACUUUGUUGGAAUGAGCUUGAGGAUUCAAAUUCACCAUACGAAGUAGCCGUGCCAAUCAUGUAUUGCCAAACCAUAGCAAAUCAUGUUGUGGCAGCUCGCAAGAGAAACCCGUUCAUCCAGCGAUGGCAUCAACUCUUCACACACCUUUGGAAAGAUCGCAAUGGCCACGAGGGCAUCUCGGAAGAUCCUCUCAUCGCAUUUGCAAAAGAAAUUGGGGCUGAACAGGCUUCUGAAGCCAAGUUUAUCUGGGAUUUUAAAGUCUCACCACUCACUGUCAUGGAAUACAUCGCUCAACAAACGCACAUCUUCUGUCGGGAUGUCCUCACUGAGAACUGGGGUGGUGAAAUGACAGUAGGCUUUGAAGGAACGGGUCAGAAAAUGUACGCCCUGCUUUCACUGAAGCGUGAUAUUGACCCGAAGUCCGCAGAGUAUAAGAGAGCAUCUGACUUAGUGUGGAGACUGUUGACUACAUCUAGCAUGCAAAAAAUUACUCAUGGUAAGAAUUUAACGCAUUCUGUACAUCUUGGGAUGCUGUGGGAUGACAAUUCAGGCAAGGAUUGCGAAGAGGGGACUUUUGCAGAGUUACUGAGAUACGGAACUAUGAGGUUUAGACAGACGAGGGAGAAGAUUAUGUGCAAAGAGGCAGCCAAAGCAAGGCUACUGUUAAAGAAGGGGGUUCUUGAGCCAUGGAAGAUGAACUAA